AAUACCAGUCAUACACGCCCUCUCUCUACAAAAGAAUGUUUUGUACUCCGUAGUACGCGCUCCGCUACCGUAGCUUUGGGAACUACCCUCGAAAUCCUAGUCUCCGUCGUACGCGGCUCGCUACCAGUCGCCAGCGCACGGGGGAUCACAUGCAUCCGUCGGUCGCUCAGCAGCACGGCCUAUCGCACCCGCACCAGCACGCGCUGCAGCACCCGCACACGCAGCAGCACGCGCAGCAGCACGCGCAGCACUAUGUGAAGAUAUGCGAGCUUCGCCCGGCGCCAGGGAACGUGGUGAACACCGCCUUCAUCCUCCUCGACAAGUGGCCGGCCACGCGUGUGAGUGAGGCGGGUGCAGUGGUGUGCACGGCGCUGGUGGCGGACGGCACAGCGGCAGUGCACAUGCAGCUGUGGGGCGCGGAGGUGGACGCGCUGCAGCCCGGCGACAUCGUGCGCCUCACCAACGGCAUUUUCUCGUUCCACAAGUCGAACCUGGUGCUGCGCGCGGGCAAGAAGGGCACGCUGGAGAAGAUCGGCGAGUUCACGAUGCUAUUCGUGGAGGCGCCCAACAUGAGUCGCCUGCAGUGGGCGCCUGACCCCGCCAACCCCAAACACUGGGUGCCAAGAGGGGGCAUGCCUGCAGGCGGCAUGGCAGCGCACGGCAGAUAGUGCUGCUCACCAAACUGUCUGUUAUAGCCUGUGGCUGCUGCAUGCACGGAACCCAGGUGACGACGCUACCAGUAGUUCGAUCGCACUCCCACGUUCGACCACCAUCCCAAGUCCAGAGUGCAGCUCACUCGCCUACUGAGGCUCUCGACGUCUCUCCCCCCUCCCUCCACCCCCUGACCCCACACCAUACAGUGUAAAAUAGAACUAGGACUCGUGC
Molecule: messenger RNA, 885 nt
Organism: Closterium sp. NIES-67
Lineage: Eukaryota; Viridiplantae; Streptophyta; Zygnematophyceae; Desmidiales; Closteriaceae
Source: the annotation of a GenBank genome assembly